CCCGGAGCUGCACAGAUCGCUUUUCUCCCCCACAGAGACAGCAGCAGCUGGCAGGCACAGCCAGAGUGCUCAGUCUCCGUGAGCCUUCAGUCAGAGUGUGAGUGUGCUCGCACCGGCCGGUGCUCCCGCUGAUCUUCGUCGUGUGUGUGGCAUUCCACCCGCAUCGUCCAUUCCCGGCUAUGAGCUUUCAAAUCCUGGCUCCGUGCGUGGGUCGAUCACAUCCUUCAUACUGCAGAUGCAUGUCUGUCACGGCCUUAUUCCACAAGAGAUUCUUCUGAUCUCACUUCGUCACUUUCCAUCACUUCCAGCGUUUUGAGGAUAAGCUCGCUCAGUCAGCGACAUUAUCCAAUACGACACGAGAUCGGCUUGGAUUACCAAAGGUAGACUAAAGCUACAACAACGGACUUGGCACACUACCUGACUCGCCCACACAAUGGCUUCAUCAGCAGUGCUCAAAGCUGCAUCCGGCCUUGCGGCCGUCGCCUAUCUGGACGCCAAAUGGGGUUUGGGUAACGACCUUCACUUGGCCAGAGCCAACGCCAAGAGCAACCUGAACUUCCGACUGCGUUCAUGGAGGGGAAAGGCGAGCAUGUACUCUCUUUUCGAAGACACCGCUGCCAGGAGCCCGAACGAUGUUGCAUACGUGUACGAAGGACGUCAGACAACCUGGGGCCAGGCACAGACCGAGGUUCAUCGCAUCGCAAAUUACCUGCUGUCCAGCGGUCUCAACCCAGGAGACCGAAUUGCUCUGUUUAUGGGCAAUUGCACUGCUUACGUGCUGCUUUGGCUCGCUGCUUUGAGCAUCAACGUUGUGCCAGCAUUCAUUAACAAUGGUCUUCGAGGCCCCGCGCUUGCUCACUGUGUCAAGGUCUCCCGCGCUCGUCUGGUCAUUUACGAGCCGCAGCUCGAAUCUGCGCUUUCUGAAGUAGACGCGGACCUGCGCUCUGCCGGCCACCUGAAGAAGUACGUGUGCUUCGAUGAUGGCGUGGCCAUCGACGAAAAGACGGCUGCGCCUCACGCUGUGCAGCUCAAAGAUUCAGAAUACUUUGGACCUCAGCAGCUGGCGGCGCAAAGCACCAAGGCACCCAACCCUAAGCUUAGAGAGGCCAUUGGACCCAGCGAUAUUUCCACUCUCAUCUUCACCAGCGGAACAACUGGCCUUCCCAAAGCUGCCCUGUGCUCGCACGGGCGUAUUGGCGGUGCCUGCGCGAUGUGGCCCAACGUGAACGGCUUCAACAAGAACGACCGAAUUUACACGCCCAUGCCCCUGUAUCACUCUUCUGCCGCAUUCCUCUGCAUCGGAGCGAGCUGGUACUCUGGCUCUACGGUCAUCAUCGGGCGCAAGUUCUCUGCCUCUAGGUAUUGGCAGGAGGUGCGCAAGUACGACGCGACCGUCGUGCAGUACAUCGGAGAGAUCGCGAGAUACCUGCUAGCUGUGCCUCCCCACCCUGACGACAAGAAUCACCGCGUCCGCAUGGCGUACGGCAACGGAAUGCGACCCGACGUCUGGCAAAAGUUCCGCGAGAGGUUCGGCGUUCGCGACAUUUCUGAAUUCUACGCGUCUUCAGAGGGCAACGGUGCGCUUCUCAACUACAAUUCCGGACCCUUUGGAGCUGGAGCCAUUGGCCGCUUCGGCAACGCUGCGCGCACUUUUCGACCCGACUUCAAGAUUGUACAGGUUGACGCCAUUACCGAAGACAUUGCCAGAGACCCCAAGACUGGCUUGUGUAUCCCUUGCGGCCCAGGGGAGAGUGGAGAGUUCUUGAUGCGCAUCGCAACUGGAGAUCCGAAGAGCGCCUUCCUUGGUUAUGCAGACAACCCCGAGGCCACCAAGAAGAAGAUCCUUACUGAUGUGUUUGCCAAGGGCGACGCCUUUUUCCGCUCCGGAGAUCUCCUGAGUCUAGACAAAGAUGGAUACUACUGGUUUGGUGACCGCAUCGGAGACACUUUCCGUUGGCGCUCUGAGAACGUCUCCACUGCAGAGGUGGCCACCGCUUUGGGAGAGGUGAUCGACGAAGCGAACGUCUACGGUGUCCUGGUACCCAACCACGAUGGACGUGCAGGAUGCGCGGCUGUGCCCAAGAACAUUGCAGCAACAAUGGAUCUGGCUAAACUUGCGCAGCACGCCAAGAAGCGUCUUCCAAAGUACGCUGUGCCGCUCUUUAUCCGGGUGGUGCCCAGUACGGAGAGCACUGGUACUGUCAAGCAGCUCAAGGUGGCGCUCAGAAACGAAGGUAUCGAACACGAAAAGUGCGGCAGCGAUCCACUCUAUUGGCUACCGCCGUCUGCUGAUGCCUACGUUCCCUUCAAGAAGUCGGACUUCGAAGCCAUCGCUGCGGGCAAGAUCAAGCUCUGAGUGCAGCUUUGCCCCCAGCACGACCUUCAACUUUGCUCUGACUGGCCGCAGUAUCACGCGUCUUUGGCUCGAAUUGACAAUCCAUCUGCAGAACGAGACCGGGGCUGCUCCCCGCUCCUUACUUUGUGUCUUUUGGCAUCCUCUCCCUCUCCACCAGGGAUUCCAAAAUGUUUUCCGAAUGCAUAGAAUAAUGAUCUGCUGCG
Ceraceosorus guamensis is the source of this 2559-nucleotide messenger RNA. RefSeq names its product putative FAT1-long-chain fatty acid transporter. Gene Ontology annotation, molecular function: long-chain fatty acid-CoA ligase activity; long-chain fatty acid transmembrane transporter activity. The transcript is spliced from 6 exons. The record is from RefSeq and is a predicted model, not a curated record. Bases 434 to 2356 code for a protein of 640 amino acids. NCBI's taxonomy places the organism in Eukaryota, Fungi, Basidiomycota, Exobasidiomycetes, Ceraceosorales, Ceraceosoraceae.